AUGGACUGCACCUUUCCCUUCACCUCUGCCGCACAACGCUCAGUGCAAAUGGAUGAGGAGCAAUUGGAUCAGUGGAAGUACUCUCGACAAGUAAGACCCCAGUACCACCACCGUGAGUGCAGCUGGAGCCCAGCUGGCCAGGGUUAUCUGAGAAGCCGCACGGAGCCACUGGAGUGCCGGGACCUCCUCAUCCAGAACGCGCUCUUCACUGGGGACCUGGAGAGGGUGCAGAAGUACUUCAGCAGGAACGCAGCCGUUAAUCUCAUCAUUGAGACCAAGGGUGAUGAGCUGCGCUGGACUAGUAGGAAAUUUGGACUGUGGUCUCUGAGCUAUGAGCAGGAGCUCACCACGCCACUGCACAUCACAGCCAGCCGGGGCUACACAGAUUGCCUGCGGCUCCUACUGCUCAGGGGCGCUGCCGUCAACUUUGCACCAGGGGGUAAGACUGCCCUGCAUGAGGCUUGCGCAGCAGCCAGUACUGACUGCGUGAGCCUGCUGCUCAGCUUUGGUGCUGACCCUGAGGCUGUCUCUGAGGAUGGCUACAAGCCCAUGCAUCUCUGCAAGAGCCCAGAAUCCAUCGAGUGCGUCCAGCAGCUGCUGCAGCACGGUGCCAGUGUGAACAGUCGGACAGAAGAGGAAUGUGAUACAGCACUGCAUGUGGCAGCACGGCAUGGCCUAACAGACCACGUCCGUCUGCUGCUGUGCCAUGGGGCAGAGCUGGAGGCAAAGAAUGAGGAGGGGCAGACGCCACUGAAUGCUGCCUGUGCUCAGCCCCAUCAGCCCCAGGACAUGGAGCGCUACUACAAGGUCUGCCAGCUGCUGGUGGAAAGUGGUGCUAGCAUCAACGCUGCAGACAGGGACCGUCAGCACCCACUUCACUUGGCCUGCAAGAAUGCCAAUGCUCAAGUAGCAGAGUUACUGCUGGCCCGGGGCGCAAACGUCAACAUCAUGAACUACAGUGGGAACACGGCACUGCACAAUAUCCUGCAAGCAACUGCCUACAAGCUAGAUCACCAUCCAGAGCUUGUGGUGCAAGCCCUGCUCAACUAUGGUGCCAUCCGCAUCUGGCCUGGCUCCCUCCUCAAGGUGCUGCGGUACUGCCACGCCUGCCCGCGUGUCAUCGAGGUCCUGAUGAACAGCUAUGACCAUGUGCGUGUCUCCGCAGACUGGGUGGAGGCGGUUCCAGUGGAGGUUGUGCAGAAAUACCCAAGUUUCUACCAGUCGCUUUUCUCGCUGGAGCAAAGACCUCGCUCCUUGCAGCACCUGGCUCGCUGUGCACUCAGGACCUUCCUGGAGGGCCGUUUGCUUCCAGUCCUGUCCCAGCUGCACCUGCCAAGCACCUUGCACCGGUUCCUGCUGCUCAGCUUUGAGGAUGUUCUCUACUAA
Cygnus atratus (black swan) is the source of this 1386-nucleotide messenger RNA. It is a transcript of the gene ASB10, whose product is annotated as ankyrin repeat and SOCS box containing 10. Gene Ontology annotation, cellular component: ciliary inversin compartment. Gene Ontology annotation, biological process: intracellular signal transduction; protein localization to ciliary inversin compartment. Gene Ontology annotation, molecular function: protein binding. The coding region runs from base 1 to 1386 and encodes 461 amino acids. The transcript has 5 exons. The record is from RefSeq and is a predicted model, not a curated record. NCBI's taxonomy places the organism in Eukaryota, Metazoa, Chordata, Aves, Anseriformes, Anatidae.